AAGGCUUGAAAAAUGUGCACAUCAUAGUUAUCUGAGCUAGAUGUAUUUAAUUCAGAGCAACAAGAAAGUGAGAUGCAUUCCCGUAUUCUCCGACAGUUGGUCAGGCUGGCACAAAGGCAUGCCCCACUUUUUCAUGGCCGCAGCCUUAUCAUUGUCAACACGGCUAGCUCUGGACUCUUACUAGGAGGUGCAGAUAUAAUCCAGCAGGCUUUGGAGCAGAGGAAAAAGCAAACACAGCGGUGGGAUAUUGACCGUACAUGUCACAUGUUUGUCACUGGAUGUAGCAUGGGGCCGCUCCUGCAUUAUUGGUAUUUGUGGAUAGACAAAAUAAUCCCAAACAAAGGAGUUCAACGUCUGAAGGUUGUCAUCAUGAAGGUAGCAAUCGACCAGGCCUUUGCUCCAUUUUUCGGAGGUUGGUAUUUCAUAAUCAUGGCGCUGCUUCAAGGCCAUAGUUUGGCAGACAGCAUUGAUGAAUUUAGGGAUAAAUUCUGGGACUAUUACCUGGCAGAGCUCAUUGUUUGGCCAGGAGCUCAACUGCUAAAUUUUUUGUAUCUCCCCACUCAGUACCGAGUGCUGUUUGUGAACAUCGUGACUUUGGGAUGGAAUGUCUACCUUUCAUAUCUGAAACACCAAAGAUGA
Candoia aspera is the source of this 639-nucleotide messenger RNA. Its product is annotated as mpv17-like protein 2. The coding region runs from base 73 to 639 and encodes 188 amino acids. Lineage: Eukaryota; Metazoa; Chordata; Lepidosauria; Squamata; Candoiidae. Gene Ontology annotation, biological process: mitochondrial ribosome assembly; cellular response to reactive oxygen species. Gene Ontology annotation, cellular component: mitochondrion; membrane; cytoplasm. The record is from RefSeq and is a predicted model, not a curated record. The transcript has a single exon.